Molecule: messenger RNA, 1854 nt
Organism: Anastrepha ludens (Mexican fruit fly)
Lineage: Eukaryota; Metazoa; Arthropoda; Insecta; Diptera; Tephritidae
Exons: 2
Coding region: 1092-1565 (157 amino acids)
Source: RefSeq, a predicted model, not a curated record
CGAAAUGCUCAAAUAAGUGAUAAUUUAAGUAAAUAUUAGCUGCUUAUGGCUAUUGCACCAAUAAUUGAUGACAUAAAUUUCGUUAUAGUUAAUACUACGGUUAAGGUUAUGGCUUAAUUCGCGAAUUACUUAGAAGCGAAAAUUGGAUAAUCUGUUGCAAAACAAAUGCAACGGAAAACUUUCACUACCCAAUCGGAAUGGAAGACGAAAAGUAAGUAAUGCUGUGGUUAUGCUGGCGCACAUUUGGUGUGGGGUGGUUAAAUAGAGUUGUUGUGGUUUACAUAGUUGUAUUCUUGAAAACAGAAAUUUAGUUUGAAAAUUCUUUUUUCUUUCCUGCGAGCAAUACUUAUUGAAGUACUUAAACAUAUAUGAGUCAAGAUUUUCCAAGUGGGCCCCCCAAAGUUGAUUUUUUCGAUUUUUUAAAAGCCAUUGGUCGCUGUCAAAGUCAAAAGUCAUUGUCACGAAAGCGCUUCCAUUAAUUUUAGUUUUUCGAGGAGUUAUUUGUAAUUUUGGUGUUUCACCGAGAUUCGAACGUACAUUCUCUCUGAAUUCCGAAUGAUAGUCACGCACCAACCCAUUCGGCUACGGAAUCCGCAGCUGUGGCCGAUUAGGGCAUACAAAAAUAGCGGGCAUACAAGCAAACAUUCAGGUAUAUUUUGUGUGGCAAAGAGGAAGGAUGUGGGAACAAAUUAAAAAAAACAAAGUGCAUUUUAUGUGAUAAUGAGAGAUUGAAACCAAUGUCCUGAAUUAAAAUCAUGACUAUAAAAAAUUAUCAAGGAAAAGAGCAAAAAAUAUCCUUCUAUUUGUGUGCGUCUUGAUGUUUUUCCACAAAUGGAACACAGACCCUUAUUAUGAGCAACAUUCGAUCUUCGACUGUAGUCGAAAGGGCUGAUCGAACGAAUUUUCAUUUGGUAUUAUGGUGCUCAUUCGUUGAAGAAUAGGACUAUUGUGAAUUUCGAUCGCUCGACGUAUUUACAAUAGAUAAUUUUUUCUCAGCUGAUACAGCAAAUCAAAGUAAAAGAAAAACCGAUUGUGUUGAAAUUCUUUGCUAACAACAUUUUUAAAAGUUAAAAAAAGUAUUUUUUGUGAAAAUGAGUACAACGGAGUUGUGGUUCGACGAUUUAUCGGACGAUGAAAGAUUAGCGGAACUAGCUAAAACUAGAAAACAGUUGAGGGGCGCAUCCAACCCCCUAGAAAUGGCUUCCACUGAAUUUUUAAAGAACUUUAGAUUAUAUAAAGAGGCGUUUAUGAACCUACUGUCCAGUACAGAAAACCAGUUGCAGCAGUGCACUCGAGCCAAAUCCAUUCCAAAUAUUUUAAAGCUAGCCACAGUUCUGCGAUUUUAUGCUCAAGGAUCGUACCAAUUGAGUAUUGGUAAUGAAGGUAUGCUAGGACUUGCUCAACCCACUGUGUCUGUUGUGCUAUCGGAAAUAAUAGAUGUCGUGGAAAAUUAUAUUUGCCAAAGAUGGAUACAAUUUAGUAGUACAGAGGCUGAUCUGCAACAAAGAAAAGCACAUUUUUAUAGCAAAUACAGCAUAAGAAAUGAAAUUCUUAGAAUAUUAUAGAAAAAUCUAAAAAGUAUUAAAUAUAAACCUUUACGCCACAGUUUCUGUUUUAUUUUUGUUAUAAAUUUUCUUUAUUCAAUUAUUCGUCAUUCGAAAAAAAUAUGUAUUUCAGUUCUUCUUCGUAUUUCAGCCCAUACCUGCCAAGAGAAAAUAAAAAUGUACUUCUAUAAACAUCACAAAAAAAAAAAAACCAUUGUUAACCUUAAUCCAUUUUGCUGCCGUUCUAACUGGUGGUCCCAAGCAAUUCAGCUCCGUUGUAAAUUCCUGCCAUUUUUUUGCUGCUUGAACU